Molecule: messenger RNA, 1960 nt
Organism: Dentiscutata heterogama
Lineage: Eukaryota; Fungi; Glomeromycota; Glomeromycetes; Diversisporales; Gigasporaceae
Source: the annotation of a GenBank genome assembly
AGUAUAUCAAAAUUACUCCAUGAAUCAAUUUCCUAUUAUGACCGAUUUGCCUUAUUCACCGCUCCUUCCAACUGAUCCGAAUUUUUGGGCUUGGUUAGAUGCUCUUCUUCUUGAAAUUCUUAUGCAACAUCAGGCUAUUCCAUUAUCUAGGCAAGCUUUGAAUCAUUUAUCUGCCUUAAACAAUUAUUAUAAUGGCUUCACUGAUAUUCAAAUUAAGAUAUAUGGGGCUCUUGCUCAGGCUCAUGAACUAUCUGGAAAUUGGCUUGAGGCCAUUAACGCUCAUCGUAAUAUUUUAGCUUUAAGACCUGAUAAUAUUGACUCUAUGAUAGGUUUAGCAAAAUGUUACAACAAAAAUGGUGAUAAAAGUCAGUUUCUAAGUACUUCUUACGACGUUAUUCGUAUUAAACCAACAAACUGGGAAUUCGCUAAUUAUUUGACCGAUGCCCUCACUAAUGAUCCCUCCCUUCUUCAAGAAGCUUUGGAUGUAUUAAAUCAUGUUUUACAACAUUCUCCAAAUUCUUCCAUAAAGAUGUUGGAUGUGGGUUUUAUACAAUCUCUUUUUUAUCGUCGUGCCCAACUCAAAAAACGGAACAAUGAUUAUUUUGGGGCACUUAUAGAUUGUUUCUCAGUUUUGGAAAUAGCUUUGAAUGGAAAAUCUUUAAAAUCUUUUUUAGAUGAUAUAAUAUUAUGUCUUGGAUUUAGCAAUUAUGAUCAAACUCAAGUUCCAUUCAUUAUUUUACCUGUUAAUGACUCUUUAAGAUUACUUGAUUUAUUAUUUCCAACAACAAGUGGAUUAUUUCCUGGUCAUUUAGGUUUAACUUCCCAAUCCGAUAUAAGAUUGGCGAAAAAACAAGUCUUUGGUGUUCUUUAUGAGAUAAGCUCCGCCUUUGAAUCUCAUCCAAAAGAAUGUCAAUAUUUUUUAAAUGAUGUUACUCCACUUAGUUCUAUUUCUUUACUAUUUCUUUAUUUGGCUUGCGCGUGUUAUCCUUCUGCUCAAAUUUUUUUCGAAGUUGCCGCUAUGUUAAACAAGAUUACUGGUGUUGCUGCUUGUCGUCAGGCUGCCAUUGGUUACCUUAGUGAAGGUAUUCAAUUGGACCCUAAAAAUGUAGAUGCUUAUAUUAAUUUGGCCGAUUGUUUAUAUAAUGAUGGAAAUAUUCCAGGAAUGACUGAAGUAUAUGAAAAACUAUUAUCUUUUCAUGUCAUCUCUGACGAAAAUCAUUUGAUUAGAUUUGCUUUUGGAUGUUGUUAUAUAGGUGAUAUUGCCAAAUUAACUGCUACUUGGUCUAAUGCUCUUUUAUAUUAUAAAAGAGCUCAUACUUUAAGACCAAAUGAUCCUAUUUUUUUAGCUUCUUUAACUCAAGCUAAUACUCAUGUAUGUUACUGGAAAGAUCGGGGUGGAGUAGGUUAUCAUUCAGUUGAUAGUAAUGGUAAUUUACAUCGUUUUCAAACAGUUCAGAGAUCGGGUCAAAUGGCUUUAGUUGCUGAUAUUGUUGAAAAAGCUAUUAAUGAUGGAGCUAAAUUUGGAAAAGGCAUAAUUGAAAAAUCUGGUGGAAUUCUAGCUCUUUUAACAAAUUUAUGUUCCAAUUUAAGAGAUGAUGAUAAAUCGGUUAAAUUUUUUAAGACUAAAGCGGCAAAAUGGAGAAAUCAAGCUUUUAAUAUAAAGAAUGAAGGUGGUUGGAUUUUACGUGUAAUUCAUCAUAUAAUGCGUCGGAUUCAGCAUAAAUGGUACGUGGAUUCAUACGGUGGCAUAACUCAAAGUUCACAUGCUCUACCACCGAUUAAUGUAACUCCGAAACUCCGUUCAAAAUAUCAACGUCCGCUUAUCCCUCCAGGAUUAGAACAACCAGUGGCUACGCCUAUACAACCAUUUUAUACGUUCAUAUAUGAUUUAGAUCCAAGACAAGUUCGUAUAAUAUGUCACAGGACCGCUUUAAACAUUGCUUAUGAAGGGAACUGUUGA